Molecule: messenger RNA, 1503 nt
Organism: Manihot esculenta (cassava)
Lineage: Eukaryota; Viridiplantae; Streptophyta; Magnoliopsida; Malpighiales; Euphorbiaceae
Product: UPF0481 protein At3g47200
Exons: 1
Coding region: 138-1499 (453 amino acids)
Source: RefSeq, a predicted model, not a curated record
CCCCUUAUAAAGAUCACAAAGAAUUUCAACCACUACAAAAUUUCCAAGAUAUCCUUUGUUGCAGCAACAAAACCUGCUUUCUUCCUGAAUAAGAAUCCUAUUCCCAAGAUUAAUCUCCAAUCUCAGACCCAUAACUAAUGGCGACUGAAAUGGGAAGCAAUUCAGCAGAAGGGGAAGGAGACCAGCAUGUGGUGAAGAUCUGGGAGAUAAACAAGGAUCGACUGAAUUUGAUGCACCAGAAAAUGGCAAACCCACCAACUAUACUCACCAAAUCAGCUGCCAAAAGCUCCUGCUGCAUCUUUAGGGUACCCCAGAGCUUCAUAGAGAUCAACGGCAAGUCCUACCAACCUCAUAUACUCUCCAUAGGCCCUUACCACCAUGGGGAGCCUCACCUUAUGAUGAUUGAGGAGCACAAAUGGAGAUACUUGGAUUCUUUGCUUUCUAGGAUUCAAUCUAAAGGCCUACACUUGGAGGACCUUUUAAAGGCAGUAGAGGCACUAGAAAUGAAAGCUAGACAAUGCUACUCUGAAACUAUCCGAUUCGGCACAGAUGAACUCGUCGAAAUGAUGGUUCUUGAUGGUUGUUUCAUUAUCGAAUUAUUUCGAAAAGUUGGAGAUGUUGUUCAAGUUGAAGCUGAUGAUCCUCUCUUCACAAUGCAAUGGAUCAUUACUUUUUUCUAUAGGGAUUUACUUAGACUUGAGAAUCAAAUCCCAUACUUUCUUCUCGAAUGUUUAUUUGACUUAUCAAGUAUGUCGGCAGAAGACGAAUCAGGUCCUUCCUUAUCAACCCUCGCUUUGAAUUUCUUCAACUAUGCUCUACAUAGGCCAGAAGACGCCAUUGCCAAGCAUGCAAAUCUAAAAGGUAGGCAUCUUCUUGAUUUAGUUCGAUCAAGUUACAUAGAUGUUGACCAAACCCAACCACCAAAAUACGACACACCAAGCCAUAUAAUUCACUGUGUGUCCAAGCUUCGCCGCGCCGGAAUCCAGCUGACUCAAGGGAAAGAAGAUAGCUUCUUGGUGGUGAAAUUCAAGCAUGGAGUUAUCGAAAUGCCCACGAUAACAAUUGAUGAUACUAUGAGGUCUUUCUUGCUUAACUGCGUAGCUUAUGAGCAAUGCCACAAUGGAAGCUCCAAACACUUGACAACAUAUGCAACAUUACUAGACUGUCUAGUGAACACUUACAAAGAUGUUGAGUAUUUAUGUGAUCAUAAUAUUAUUGAGAAUUACUUUGGAACAGAUGCAGAAGUUGCAAAAUUCAUCAAUAAUCUUGGAAAAGAAGUUGCAUUUGAUAUUGAUAUGAGCUAUUUGGCUGAGUUGUUUAAGGAUGUUAAUCAGUAUUACAAGAAUAGUUGGCAUGUUCAAUGGGCAGGAUUCAAGUAUACUUAUUUUGAUACUCCUUGGUCCUUUAUAUCUGCUUUGGCUGCUCUCAUUCUGCUGCUUCUAACUGUCGCACAGACAUUUUAUACUGUUUAUGGUACUUAUAAAAAAGAACCUUCGUGAUAUU